AUGAGGUCUGACCAGCGCCAAUUGUUAGACACCGUGGAUGAGGCCUUGAAGAGGGUGCUCGCUGGAGGCUUCUCCUUCAUCAGCUUCAGCAAUUACGUAAAAGUUGCCGUUGCCUCUAACUACGCUGACGCUCUCGGUAACUCUCCUUUUCACCUGAGUCGCGAAGAAGUUCCUGUGAUGGCCGUCUUUGGUUGGCCUGUCAGGUCAGGAGCCCCAUUUCAAUAUCGUUUCCGGGAUGUAAUGAAUCGCCUUGAAGACGCCGGCAUUACGCCACACUGGAAGGAUGAGGUUAUUGCUCUUCGUGUCAAACAGAACAGGGCCGACGCCUCAAAGGGUCAGGAUGGAAAUUCACCGUACGAAGCUGCAUCGUUCAAACAAUUGGAAGCGUCGCAAGACCUCGUGUUGGGUAUCAUGCACCUGCAGGGAGCCUUCUACGUGCUUCUCUUCGGGUCAGGAAUAGCUUUCUUGACUCUACUUGGAGAAAGACAUUACAGAACACGUUAA
Messenger RNA from Scylla paramamosain (green mud crab), 504 nucleotides. RefSeq lists its product as uncharacterized. The transcript has 4 exons. Lineage: Eukaryota; Metazoa; Arthropoda; Malacostraca; Decapoda; Portunidae. The record is from RefSeq and is a predicted model, not a curated record. Bases 1 to 504 code for a protein of 167 amino acids.